AUGAAGUUCCUCUCCACUCUUUUGCUUACCAUUGCGGCCAUGAUUGCUGUUGCUGCAGCAGACACUACUCCCAUCGAAGGUGAAACCGCCGACCUCCUCGUCAACGAGGAUAGAGUGGGAAACCUACGCAAGUUGGAUAGCUCCAGCCACAUGUCGUCGUCUUCCAAAAAGUCCGGAAAGGGCUCGUCGUCUGGAAAGGGCUCGUCGUCCGGCAAGGGCGGAAAGGGCAAGGGCUCCUCCUCCUCUUCGUCCGGUAAGGGCGGAAAAGGAAAGGGUGGCAGCAGCAGUAAGAAGUCAUCUUCCCACUCCUCCUCCAGACGUGAGUUGUACUCCUCCUCCGACUCUUACUCUUCCAAGAAGUCCGGAAAGGGAUCCUCCUCGUCUGGCAAGGGCGGAAAGGGCAAGGGCUCAUCUUCCUCCUCGUCCGGCAAGGGCGGCAAAGGAAAGGGUGGCAGCAGCAGCAAGAAGUCUUCUUCCUCCCAUUCCUCCUCCAGACGUGAGUAA
This is a messenger RNA of Cylindrotheca closterium, 504 nucleotides long. The record is from the annotation of a GenBank genome assembly. NCBI's taxonomy places the organism in Eukaryota, Bacillariophyta, Bacillariophyceae, Bacillariales, Bacillariaceae.